Messenger RNA from Belonocnema kinseyi, 1699 nucleotides. Its product is annotated as transmembrane protein 234 homolog. The transcript is spliced from 4 exons. The coding region runs from base 395 to 814 and encodes 139 amino acids. Lineage: Eukaryota; Metazoa; Arthropoda; Insecta; Hymenoptera; Cynipidae. The record is from RefSeq and is a predicted model, not a curated record.
GGCUUGGCUUGGCGUUUAGCACACCUUGGCAUUAAAUUCGGAUUAUAAACCAGCGAAAAGUCUAGCGAAAUAUAGUAUUUCAUUUACACCGCUCAUAUAUUUACUCAAAUAUUUCUAAAUCCUUUUGCAUUUCUGAAAUUCUAAUAAAUUUUCAGUAGUAAAAUACGCGGAGUGAAAAUACAACCUAAAAAUCGUUUUCUAACCUAGACUUCCAGAACAGAAAACGUAUUUUUCGAAAGAGUAUGGACUUUCCUAUUGCGGUAGAAAAAUUUUGUUUGCUUCCAGAUCGGUCGCUUCUAAGUUUCGAAAGAUUCUCGGUUUUUAGAAAUUGCGAUUUUUUUCCGAGCUGAAAAGGCUGGAGGCGUUUGGAUUAUUGAUCCUUCGAGAAACCAGCAUGACGCUUACACUAGAAUCCAUCUUGCUUCUCGUUCUCGUCGCCAUUUUCUGGGGCGCCACCAAUCCUUUUAUGAAAAAAGGAGCAGUUGGAAUCGAAGAAGUUAAGGCAAAAUCAGGGUUUAUGCAGCUCCUACAAGAAAUUAAAUUUCUUUUCACUAACUAUAAGUAUAUGGGACCUUUUCUCAUUAAUCAAUGCGGUUCCGUUCUUUACUACUUUACACUUCAAACAACGGAUUUAUCUUUGGCAGUUCCGGUUGCCAACUCACUCACAUUCCUCUGUACUGCGAUAACCGGAAAAAUCUUGGGCGAAUCUAAAAUUCACAAAAACACCUAUAUUGGAAUUUUUUUGAUCCUUUGCGGAACAACAUUGUGCUGUUUCGACAAAAUGAAUGCAAUCCAAGCUGAAUCAGGGCUGUGAUUUCUACCUCAGGUAUUUUUUUUUUUUUAGUUCAUUAAGACAAUUCGCCAAUUAAUGUCGGGAAAUCAUAUUUUCUUAGUUAUUAUUAAGGCAUUAUUAAACUGAGGUUCCUUAAACAAGGUCACUGAGAAUUAGAGAAAAAUAUUAAUCAUUGCAAUUUCAGUCUUACAUGAACAGUCGGAGAAAGCAUCGAUUUUGUGCUCUCAGUUAAAAAAUGUAUUAGUUAUCUCUAUACUUUAUUUAUUUCCUAAUCAUGGAAGGGUCACUGAGAACGAGAAGUUUAGGAAAGCAUUAUCGCCCUUCAAUUAACUACGAUUUAACUUUAACCUCUUUAAUAGAAAAUAACUCAAACGCAACAUUACUUUCGUUCGUGAAAUUACGUUUUAGUGCAUGGAAAAGAUUUUUGCCCAACUACAGGGUGCGGCAUGGUCACUUGCUGAUUUGGAACGUGAAAUAAGAAAAAUAUAUUUGGGUUAUUGAUUUAUAAUUUUUAUUAACACACAGUACAGGUCUCAAAGUUUUUUUUCACUACGUUUUGAAGAUAACAUCGGCAAGAUGGUGACCCUUAUUUUCAAUGCACUGAACUAACCGGCUUCUGAAAUUGCGAUCCACUCGCUCGAGCAUAUCGGAGCGUAUGCUUGCGAUGUCUUGGGUGAUGUUAUCCUUCAAGUGCACCAGAGUUCUUGAGCGAUCGGUGUACACCACAGAUUUGAGAUAGCCCCAUAAAAAAAAAUCACAAGGUGCCAUAUCUGGUGAGCGGGCUGGCCAGGGAAGGUCACCUCUCAAGGAGAUGAGGCGCUCGUGGAAGUGUUCCCUUAACAGUUCCAUGGAACACCGUGCCGUGUGCGCUGUCGCCCCGUCCUGCUGGAACCAUACAUCCCCCAA